AUGGGAGAAUUAAACAAAGCCGCGGAUGAUUCAAAACCGCGCAGCUUGGGGCUUGUGAUCGCUGGCUCACGUACCCUUCCCGCCGGCGAACGACUGCCGACUCGCGUCGUUGGCGACGAACGAGGCCUCUCCAAGGAGUUACGCGACAACGCGUCCACGCGCUCUGGAACACCCCAUCGCGAAGACGACGAGCUUAACCCUCCAGUUGCUAUGGUGCGUCCAAAGUAUAAAGUCGUACGGCAUCCUCUCACCGUGGGUUGGUUGGUUUAUUUUCAGACCCACUCGACGACGACGCCGCUGACACCCUGUGCGGAGGCGGGAUCGUCGACUACCACCAACUCUUUCCACAAAGGAGCUGGCUCCUCGACUCGUUCUUCCAUUUCCUCAACUUCACGGCAUUUACGAUUUCGUUCCAAGUCUUUGUUUUCUCUCGCCGCCGAUUCCUCGUCUGCCCCUGCUUCAUCGUCCAACCUCACGACUUCUAAUUCUUCACCUUCAACUUCGGCCACUGCAAGUAUGAUCAACGCCGCAAAGGCACUGACCAGAAGGCUUUCGUCCACCGCCCUACGCGCAGCUAUGGACACAUCCAGUGGCGGCUCUGUUGGCCAGGUAUCAGCCAUUCCCGAGGGCGAACAUGAUAAUGUUGACCAACUUGACGCCGGGCGAACCUUGCGCCGGAAGAAGCGACUGGGCGGCCCACCACCUGCUCGCGCCUCUCCGACCCCACCACACACUAGUACGCUGAAGAAGCGCGUCAGCGCCGCGACUUUGAACGCGCCCCAACCGAUCGCCGUUUCCUUCAUGCUCGGCCAACGCCCAAGUACGCCCGAAUCAGAACAGUCCCUGCCUUCUCCUGUCAUCAUCGGAAUUGAAGGAGAGGGGCCAGAUGCCCCGCCAAUGGACAAAGGAAAAGGAGUUGACACGCCAGUCGAACAUGAAGACCAUGGUAGCCGUGUUUCAAAGCCACCGCUCUCCGAUACGACCUUGGCCGAUGACCGUUCUUCGACUCCAACAAACUCGACGCCGCCCUUGCAAUCAGAAACCACGACCGCCAUGUCUUCUCAAAGAUCGUCGAUGGAGCCGACUCCAACCAGUUCGCAAAUCGCCAUGCCUACCCUGCCUUCAGUACCGAGCCCGACCUCAACGAGAAUUGGUCACCCGAGCCGCCCCUAUUACAGUGCCAUUCGCAAACACUGCAUGUCCAGCCCAGCCCCCAUCACGGCUUCCAUUUCUCGACAAACAUCCUCACCUGGAGGCUCGCCCACGAACUCGCGACCCACUUCGUCCACGAUUGGCGGCUACCAUCCGCCUUCCUCCUUCGGAAUGGAUUCUGUUCCACCCUUCGCGAGAAGACCACUCUCGAUGGGUGCAGCGCCGAUACAUUCAACCCCGGCCAUCAGCAAUGUCAUCGCAGCCCAUUCCCAUUCUAGUUCCGUGGUCUCGAUGAUCGGGACGCAGGGCAUGAGCGUCUUCGAUUUGGAAGAUGACGAUGGAGUGUUCGAAGACGACGAUUCACCAACCGGGACUUCUGCCCCUCCUUCAUCUUUCAAGCCUAAAGGAUCUGGAACGGGCGGGAGGAAGUCAAGCAGUCUUUCACGUGCAUUUGGCAUGGGUCACAAGAAGAGAAGGACAUGGUCCUCCGGGCUCCUCUCUGGUGACAAUGAGGCCUCUGCACCUCCGUCCAGCUACUCGGGUAGGCCCAGCGCGGGUGGUGCUCGAAGAGGGAGCCAAGGGCCCAGUGUCUCUGUUCCGAUUGGCGGAUCGAUGAGCGGAGAGACCGAGUUGCGGAUGUCUUUGGCAAUGAUGGAGCAGCAGGAACGAGAGCGGCAACAACUACAACAGCGGGAGGCUGCUCAGUCGGAGAUCCCAGUGCUUCAAGGCACCCUCGGUGCGCAGCGUGAUCAGAAAUUCCGCUUCCGACGCACAAUGGAGUUCCCUGCCCACCAAACUUCCGCUGCCGACGAUGACGCCAACGGGAGGGGAAGGCGGCGAUCCCCAGAGCGACAAGGCACCCCGCCAGGUUCUCCUUCCAAUUCUGGUGUUCUCGCUCGCGUUCGAAAGUUCAGGAAAGGAAUUAUCAAAGGAUUCUUAGGCUCCUCAAGUGGGGGUGGUAGUACCUCGGCUGCUGGUGCGGCCUAAUUGGAAUAAUCUAUUGGAAGUCCAAGGCCUAUGCUCCGGUCUGUUGGCUUCCUCUUCGCUUUCGAUUUGAUCUUUUUGCUUUCUUUCAUCGCCUAAUUUUCUUGCUUCACGACCCAUUAUUAAUCUCAUGCAGUAACGACUUUUCAUUUCUACCAGUACAUAUUGACUUUCCCAUUCAUUUCUUCACAACCUCAACGCUACGCGUCUAGCAUCUACAAUCAUGCAUUUCUCGUUCUGCAUAUACAUACCUACAUAGUACUACCCACCAUGCCGCUUUGCUGUCCUUGUUGCUCGUUUCUUUCUUAGGUUCAUGUCUUCAUUUCACUCUUGACCACUUGUGGACCGGCAUGCCUAACUUUCAUUGCUUUGCACUGCAAUUGUACUACAUAUAAUGUCCUGGAUGAAUCAUUGGUGUUUUUCAG
Molecule: messenger RNA, 2561 nt
Organism: Coprinopsis cinerea okayama7#130
Lineage: Eukaryota; Fungi; Basidiomycota; Agaricomycetes; Agaricales; Psathyrellaceae
Exons: 1
Coding region: 1-2139 (712 amino acids)
Source: RefSeq, a predicted model, not a curated record